AUGCGGCAGGUUUGCUGCUCAGCGCUGCCGCCGCCACUGGAGAAGGCUCGGUGCAGCAGCUACAGCGACAGCGACAGCAGCAGCAGCGGCAGCAGCAGCAGCGGCGGCAGCAGCAGCAGCAGCAGAAGCAGCAGCAGCGGCGGCGGCGGCGGCAGCAUCUCCCGUCCCGCUGCGCCCCCAGAGCCGCGGCCGCAGCCGCAGCCCCGCAGCCCCGCAGCCCGGAGAGCCGCCGCCCGCUCGCGAGCCGCAGCCGCCGGCGGCAUGAGGCGCGACCCGGCCCCCGGCUUCUCGAUGCUGCUCUUCGGCGUGUCGCUCGCCUGCUACUCGCCCAGCCUCAAGUCGGUGCAGGACCAGGCGUACAAGGCGCCCGUGGUGGUGGAGGGCAAGGUCCAGGGACUGGCCCCGGCCGGCGGCUCCGGCUCUAACAGCACCCGAGAGCCGCCCGCCUCGGGUCGGGUGGCGCUGGUGAAGGUGCUGGACAAGUGGCCGCUCCGGAGCGGGGGUCUGCAGCGCGAGCAGGUGAUCAGCGUGGGCUCCUGCGCGCCGCUCGAGAGGAACCAGCGCUACAUCUUUUUCCUGGAGCCCACCGAGCAGCCCUUGGUGUUCAAGACGGCCUUCGCCCCCGUCGACCCCAACGGCAAAAACAUCAAGAAAGAGGUGGGCAAGAUCCUGUGCACCGACUGCGCCACCCGGCCCAAGCUGAAGAAGAUGAAGAGCCAGACAGGAGAAGUGGGCGAGAAGCAGUCACUGAAGUGUGAGGCAGCAGCGGGAAACCCCCAGCCCUCCUACCGCUGGUUCAAGGACGGCAAGGAGCUCAACCGGAGCCGAGAUAUUCGAAUCAAGUACGGCAAUGGCAGAAAGAACUCUCGUCUACAGUUCAACAAAGUGAAGGUGGAGGAUGCUGGGGAAUAUGUCUGUGAGGCUGAGAACAUCCUUGGGAAGGACACCGUGAGGGGCCGGCUCCAUGUCAACAGUGUGAGCACCACUCUGUCGUCGUGGUCGGGGCACGCCCGGAAGUGCAACGAGACAGCCAAGUCCUACUGUGUGAAUGGAGGCGUGUGCUACUACAUCGAGGGCAUCAACCAGCUCUCCUGCAAAUGUCCAAACGGAUUCUUCGGACAGAGAUGUUUGGAGAAACUGCCUUUGCGAUUGUACAUGCCAGAUCCUAAGCAAAAGCACCUUGGAUUUGAAUUAAAGGAGGCUGAGGAGCUGUACCAGAAGAGAGUCCUGACGAUUACUGGCAUCUGUGUGGCUCUGCUGGUCGUGGGCAUCGUCUGUGUGGUCGCCUACUGCAAGACCAAAAAACAGCGGAGACAGAUGCAUCACCAUCUCCGGCAGAACAUGUGCCCAGCCCACCAGAACCGAAACCUGGCCAAUGGGCCCAGCCACCCUCGGCUGGACCCUGAGGAGAUCCAGAUGGCAGAUUACAUCUCCAAAAACGUGCCAGCCACAGACCACGUGAUCCGGAGGGAGACUGAGACCACGUUCUCUGGGAGCCGCUCCUGUUCACCUUCUCACCACUGCUCCACAGCCACGCCCACCUCUAGCCACAGACAUGAGAGCCACACGUGGAGCCUGGAACGUUCAGAGAGCCUGACCUCGGAUUCCCAGUCGGGCAUCAUGCUGUCAUCAGUGGGCACCAGCAAGUGCAACAGCCCAGCAUGUGUGGAGGCACGGGCACGGAGGGCAGCAGCCUACAGCCAGGAGGAGAGGCGCAGAGCUGCCAUGCCACCCUACCAUGACUCCAUAGACUCCCUGCGUGACUCUCCACACAGUGAGAGGUACGUGUCGGCCCUGACCACGCCCGCGCGCCUCUCGCCCGUGGACUUCCACUACUCGCUGGCCACGCAGGUGCCGACUUUCGAGAUCACGUCGCCCAACUCUGCGCAUGCCGUGUCGCUGCCUCCCGCCGCGCCCAUCAGCUACCGCCUGGCGGAGCAACAGCCGCUCCUGCGGCACCCGGCGCCGCCCGGCCCGGGGCCGGGGUCCGCCGCGGACAUGCAGCGCAGCUACGACAGCUACUACUACCCGGCGGCGGGGCCGGGGCCGCGGCGCAGCGCCUGCGCACUGGGCGGCAGCCUGGGCAGCCUGCCCGCCAGCCCCUUCCGCAUCCCGGAGGACGACGAGUACGAGACCACGCAGGAGUGCGCGCCCCCGCCGCCGCCGCGGCCGCGCACGCGCGGCGCGUCCCGCAGGACGUCGGCGGGGCCGCGGCGCUGGCGGCGCUCGCGCCUCAACGGGUUGGCGGCGCAGCGCGCACGCGCGGCGCGGGACUCGCUGUCGCUGAGCAGCGGCUCGGGCUGCGGCUCGGCGUCGGCCUCGGACGACGACGCGGACGACGCGGACGGGGCGCUGGCGGCCGAGAGCACGCCUUUCCUCGGCCUGCGAGCGGCGCACGACGCGCUGCGCUCGGACUCGCCGCCGCUCUGCCCGGCGGCCGACAGCAGGACUUACUACUCGCUGGACAGCCACAGCACGCGCGCCAGCAGCAGACACAGCCGUGGGCCGCCCACGAGGGCCAAGCAGGACUCGGGGCCCCUCUAGGACCUCUCCCCGCCUCGCCCGCCCCACGUCUCCAAGGAGAGCGGAGACCACCGACUGGAGAGGGAAAAGGAGCGAACAAAGAAAUAAAAAUAUUUUUAUUUUCUAUAAAAGGAAAAAAGUAUAACAAAAUGUUUUAUUUUCAUUUUAGCAAAAAUUGUCUUAUAAUACUAGCUAACGGCAAAGACGUUUUUAUAGGGAAACUAUUUAUAUGUAACAUCCUGAUUUACAGCUUCGGAAAAAAAAAAAAGAAACAACAAAAAAAAAGAGAGAUGGGCCAAUUUUUUGACUCUUUAAUAGAAACCUAUAUUGUGGUGCCUUUUGCUGUACGCUAAUCUGGGGCUCCUGGAGAGUCGUCUGGGGUGCAAUGUGGGGAUGGGCGUUUGUAGGAUCCCAAACUGGUGGGGGUGAGAAUAGACAGGGAAAGAAGAGACUGUGAGGUUCUAAUGGCUCUGAGGCUAGUGUGCAGUGAGGAGGAAAAUGAAGACAAGGUGGAGUUUUCUCUUCCCCAGUCCAGAUCUGGAGUCCUGGGCAGAGAGGACAGGGAUCCUAGGCUUACAGUUGGAAUUUAGGUCCCUUACUUCGAGGGGGAGACACGGGUCCCCUGCUACAGCAACUAGAAUGGGGAGGGGGCCUCCCCACCCCUCACAGCUGCUAAGGGAGAGAGAGGACGGAGAAGCCUGUCUCCCCACCAGCCCCCGGCCUAGGGAGGGGGCAGCUCUGCCAGGGGCCCAACCUUUACGGCUCCUCCUCCCCUGCGGCCUCCAGGACGCCCUCUGUCCUCUGCAGCACCUUCGUUUACAGAUCGUCUUUUCUAUUUUAUGCCUGCAUGUCCUUUGCAUUUCAGAUUCUUUAGAUUGAAUGCAUGGUCACGCUGGGACCCAGAAGAGCCACUCCGACAGUGUAUCCGUUCCCCUUCUAGCAAUAAAGUCCACAUCCUUCUCACAGCCCAGCCCCAGCCCACUCAAGACUUCCAUCUUCCAGCCCUGCCUUCCCCAGCCCUCACAACUGGAUCCAAUGCUAAUUUGUCAAAAAGGCAAUUGUCUAAAACAACAAACAAACAAACAAACAAACAAAAAUCCCAAACAGAAACAAAUGGGAACCCUGACAUGUCCGAACACCUGACUGUUGACACUUGAACAUUUUUAUUUUAUAAAUAAACUCAGAAAUAACUCCUGUUUGACUGUGUGUGCCUAGCCCCAGGUGAGGAGGGAAGAUAGAAUGAGGACCUGGGAUGAGGCACAUGGGUACUAGAAUAGUUUGGAGAGGGCCAGGGCAGUCCCCGAGCGGAAGUGACCCUCUCCCCAGUCCCUCUGGCCUCAGCUCCAAGGACCUGCUCCAAGUCUCUCUUCCAAAUCAUUUAUAAGGUGUCCCCCCUGGGUGCUGGGGAGCCCAGCCAAGAGACUGACGCAAAUUUGUUGUGCUUUAAACUCAGCCUCAGAACUCUGGCCCAGUUCCUGCCCUGCAGCUAGGAAGCCGGACUGAGGCAACAGUUUCUGCCCAGGUGGGUGAAGAGGGAAGGGUUGAGGGGUUGGCACUAGGGCAGCGGAUGCAAAAAUGAUCCUUGGGGCUUCAGCCACGUCCCGGGCAGAGUCUGGACAUGUAAGACAGCAUAAUGUGUACCCUCAUUGCCAGAAGGACCACAACAGCUGCAGCUCCUAAGCCCACAGGGUAUUGCUCUUUCCCCAGUUUUAUACCCUCUCAGAGCCAGGCCUGCCUAAACCUGCAGCUCCGAUGAAGGUCUGAUCCCAGGCAUGGAGAAGGCAGGAGGAGUCCGGGGUGAAGAGUUUUUCUCAUCAGCUACCUAGAAUAUUAGGAUCCAAGAUUCCAGCCAGAGCCUUUUCUCCAGUGAGCUGGGGCGAAAUGUGUACGUGUGUGUGCUUAUGUAGACAGGCACUUACAGAGGAGUGGGACAGAGACACAGAACAAGAGGGACUGGAUUGGAGUGCCAGCACCAUCCCUCACUUCUCCAAGCCACAGUUUUGCCUAGCGAGAAGUGAGGAAGCAAGCUGCUGUAGAGCUUACGUGCAGAUGGGCCAGGCGCUGCUCCUGACACAUGUCUACAAGAUGGCUUCUUCGAUGGUGGUAGUGACAGAAUCCUGUGCCUUGCAACCUUGAGUCACAAAGUGGCAAAAACUCAGUGAGGUGGUUAAGAAAAGUCUAAGCUUAUAAAAUCGUUAUAUUCGUUAUGGGGUGCUGGGGGGCACUUAGCACAAAGGGGGUAAAAGUCGAAAGAAAAAUUGCUGAUCUGAGUGUUGCCCAGACCUGUGGACCGUGGCCCUCUUCUAGGCCCCAGCAGAUGACCUUGUUAGAGCGCUCAGCUUUCUCAGUUUGCUUUCUUAGGGCAGUGAUCCUUACAUGAGACCUCUGAUCUCUAUGGGACCCCAAAUUAACUGCUAUGACCUCUCGGCGAGCCCACUGAUCUUAUUACCAUCCAGGUUAGUGUCCUCGCUUAACCUCUGUGAGGGCUUUAAGUUGAUGCCUUCCAGGUUUUUACUCAGAAACCACAUGUAUGACUCAAAUGGAUUCUCCUGUCUAUGACCCCUGUUACCUUUGAGUGACCACUCAGUGAACUCACCAACCUGUACAUGACCCUCUUUUCUUCCUUCAUCAUCUGCCCUGGAUUCUAAGAUCGCUGCCAAGAGCCCAGGGCCAGUUUCUUCAGCACUCUCCUCACUGUGUCAGCCACAUUGUAUCUCCUUAUUGUAUCAGGGGACAGGAAUGGUUGGGACCUGGGGGCAGGCUUGACCAGAGAGACCUCUUGCCCACCCUGACUCUCAAGUUUUAGCCUUGGGGGAUGUUAGGUGGGUGGCCUUUCAAGGAAGCAUUGCAGUCCCUUUAAGCAACUUCCCUUGUACCACCCUGUCCCCUGGAACACUCAGGACAUUCAGGCAGCUUCCUAGGUCAAAAUUCUCUUACCUGCUCCCCAAGUUCACUCUUAGUGUCAUUCUCCAGGCCCUCUUAGAGUCCUCAGUGGCAAUGAUACCCACUUCUCCAGUCUCCCUCAUAACUGUGAGACCCAUGAAGACAGCCUCUUUCACCACUGUCCCUGGCACACAGCAACAGCGUAGGGCCCAUGGUUGAUCCUCACUGAAGAGAAUGAAGGCUAUUAGUUAAGAGUUGGCCAUCAGAAGUUCCCGCACCAUAGGCAACUUCCCAGGACCUCCAGGAGAGGCAAACCACGAACUGCAUUUUGUCAGGCCCUGGAUUUGAUUGGUCCUUAUGGGCAUGUUAGGGGCAAUGGUUAGGGAAUAAGAGCAUAAUGACCUAUCAGAAUGCAGGAAAAAAAAUAUUAGAACUUUGAUUUAGAUUUAUUUUCAUCUCAUCUUUUUUUAAAUUUCUAUUUUUGUGUAUGUUUUAUAAUGUACAUAAUAUUUUAGUACAGUAGUACAUGUAUAUAAUUUACAAAUAAAGAAUUAUACAAUUAAGGAAGCGAACUAAAAAAUGUCUUUACUGAUGGGAGGCACAACUAGUGCCUGGGGAAUCACGCGUGUCUGAGGUUAAUGAACUUGCACCUCUGCUGUCAUCCCUCACCCCAUGACACAGAGAGUGAGACACUGGCCUGAAAAUCAAAAGACCUUCAGGCAGCCGGACAAAGAUCUCUUUACUAGUCCCUAAAUCGCCUUUCUGAUCUCAUGCAAAUGAGCAUUUGCUUCCCCUGAGCAAAACAAAGGGGCCAUAUGGUUUGGUUAUAAAACACACUUCAGCCAAUCCAACUUAAAUGGUUUGGAUUUAAACCCACUAUACUUUGCCACAUUCUCCCAGCUCCCUGCAUCAGGUGGGAGGGGCUCAGUUGCAAGGCUUGUGUCACCAAAGAGGUCAAUCUGUUGGCCAAACAACAGGAAAGAUUGGCUCGUGGUAGCUGUGUCAAGAGGACCAACCCCCCAACUCAAUUGUUGUCUAAGUGAUACAGGGUUUAAUGUCAACCUGUAAUAGACACUUGUCUCUACUCUCAGCUGUGUCCCUAACCUUAGCCUUUCUGACUCACUAGAAAAAUGAAAGGAUUAUCAACAAUUAAAAUCUUGCCAGUCCACCUUCUCCCCAAGACCAUGAACCAACAGCUUCCUUGAUCCUACUCUACCACCCAGCCUGGGAUCACUGGUGGGUGGCACUCGACAAGGCAGUGUGUCCUCCAUUCCUGCCAGUAGGUCUGUGAGAGGCCAGCACAGAGCUCGGAGAUCUUGGCAGCAUUCACAGGAAGAUCCCAAACAGAGGUUGUGCUCCUAAGCCAUUUACCCCACAGGACACCCUUGGGACAGAAGAGGCCACACACACAUAUCCUAUUUAGUCUGAAAGCAUCAACCGGAAAAGUGAUUGUGAGUCACAAAUCUGGCGGAAGAGGAAAAGGCAAAAACACAGAGGGUCUUCAUCUUUGUGUCCAGAGUGUCAGAGCAGCGGAGGGCUCCAUAGCAGGUUUCCUUGCUAGUAGGCCAGACUCUAAGAUGGAUGUUUUCCUUUAUCUGGUUUCAUCCUCUAGAUGGUAGUAGUUCCCAAACAGUCU
This is a messenger RNA of Psammomys obesus (fat sand rat), 7042 nucleotides long. RefSeq names its product neuregulin 2 (gene Nrg2). The transcript is spliced from 12 exons. Gene Ontology annotation, biological process: intracellular signal transduction; animal organ development; nervous system development. The coding region runs from base 1 to 2544 and encodes 847 amino acids. Gene Ontology annotation, molecular function: signaling receptor binding. Lineage: Eukaryota; Metazoa; Chordata; Mammalia; Rodentia; Muridae. The record is from RefSeq and is a predicted model, not a curated record.